This is a messenger RNA of Erigeron canadensis, 2505 nucleotides long. RefSeq names its product photosystem I assembly protein Ycf4. Gene Ontology annotation, cellular component: thylakoid; membrane; photosystem I. The record is from RefSeq and is a predicted model, not a curated record. Gene Ontology annotation, biological process: photosynthesis. The transcript has a single exon. NCBI's taxonomy places the organism in Eukaryota, Viridiplantae, Streptophyta, Magnoliopsida, Asterales, Asteraceae. The coding region runs from base 494 to 1126 and encodes 210 amino acids.
UAAUAAGAAUAAGAUAUCUUUCUUUAUAUUAUAAAUAAAUAUAAAAUCUAAAUAAAAAUAACAGGUACAAAUAGUAAAUCGAGGUACCCAUUCUAUGACAACUCUUAAUUUUCCCUCUGUUUUGGUCCCUUUAGUAGGCCUAGUAUUUCCGGCAAUCGCAAUGGCUUCUUUAUUUCUUCAUGUUCAAAAAAACAAGAUUGUUUAGAGCCGAGGGCGCAAAAUAUUAUCUUUUUUUUUUUUCAAAACUGACGCUUGUAUCAUAACACAGAUAUCCAUUUAGCUAAAUAUGGUAUAAGAGGCUUCCGUCGAAAUCUCCCCAAAAUGCUAUUAACUAGUUUCAAAUAGACCCGAAUCGACAAAUAGCUGAUAAAGCUGGUCUAUCUAUAUACAUGUGGCUAUCUUUAGUGAGUCAUACGAAGGGUGUGUUAUUAGUUUAGAUCUAACCAAUUUAAUGAAUUACUCCUAAAGGUUCACAUCAAACUAGUGCUAGUUGAUGCGAGUUACUUCGGAAAUAAACGGCAAAUUCAUUUGGGGUAUUCUCUCAAUUCCAAAAAAAGCAACCGGAUCAAGUAUGAGUUGUCGAUCAGAACAUAUAUGGAUAGAACCUAUAAUGGGGGCUCGAAAAACAAGUAAUUUCUGCUGGGCUGUUAUCCUUUUUUUAGGUUCAUUAGGAUUCUUGUUGGUUGGAACCUCGAGUUAUCUUGGUAGAAAUUUGAUAUCUUUAUUUCCGUCUCAGCAAAUAGUUUUUUUUCCACAAGGGAUUGUGAUGUCUUUCUAUGGGAUCGCGGGUCUUUUUAUUAGCUCCUAUUUGUGGUGCACAAUUUCGUGGAAUGUAGGUAGUGGUUAUGAUCGAUUUGAUAGAAAAGACGGAAUAGUGUGUAUCUUUCGUUGGGGAUUCCCUGGAAAAAAUCGUCGGGUCUUCCUCCGAUUUCUUAUAAAAGAUAUUCAGUCCGUCAGAAUAGAAGUUAAAGAGGGUAUUUAUGCUCGUCGUGUCCUUUAUAUGGAUAUCAGAGGCCAGGGAGCCAUUCCAUUGACUCGUACUGAUGAGAAUUUUACUCCACGGGAAAUGGAACAAAAAGCUGCUGAAUUGGCUUAUUUCUUGCGUGUACCUAUUGAAGUAUUUUAAGAAAUCAGAGAAAUUAAUGCUUUCUCGCGGGAGGGCAAAAAAGCAAGAAUCCUCUUUUUCUAUAACAUAACUUAAUUGAGGUUUCUUCAGAACAUUCAUUCGAGUCAAAGCAGACAUAUAUGGAACAAGUAGAAAAAACCUGGGGGAUCUUUUAUAUGUAUCGAAAUAUACACAUACACAUUACACAAUUACACAACUCAAUUAUAUUAUAUUAAUAUUAUAUAAAUUAAAUUAAAUAAAAAAAUAAGAAAAAAGAAAAUCUCAUAAUCAACCAUUUCGAAAUAAGGAAAUUCCCCCUUUUUAGUUGUUGGAAUUGAAACUUUAGAUUCAGAUAGAUCAGAUCUUGUAAUUUUUUUGAAGCUUCUUUUUAGACUUAAUGACAUGACGAAAAAUGAAAAAUUUGGAUCUCUUUUGGAUCUCUUAUAAUGUAGCCAAUUUAUUUAUGUCGUUUUUUGUCACUCAUUUUUCACAAUAUUUUUCAGAAAAUUACCUCAAUUAUUCUAUCGAUGACUACUCAUAGUCAGUUAAAUUUUUUCGAAAUAUUAGAGGUUUUUUUAUAUAAUGAUAGAAAAGGAGUUCUUUUGUCUCAAAAUCUGAAUACUAUUCAUUCUUUAAAGUAGUUUUUCCGGGCGUUCAUCGAAAAGAGAUAUAUGCUUCGAAUUUGACUGAUUGAGAUAUAGGGAAACAAUUUUUAUUAUUUAUCAUAUUAUUCAUAUAUAUAUAUAUUCAUUCGAAUUUUUCAUCUUUUUCCGUAUUUUUUUUUCUAGAUUCAAGGCCUAACCACGAAAUCACAAAAAAAAGGGUGAAUAGAUUCAUAGGUUUGAUAACUUGUAAUAGAACUGAUGCGUGAGAGAAAUAUUAGAUUAAAAUAUUAGAUUACAUAGAGUCGACGAAUGAGAUGGGUUCAUUAACAAUUCACAAAUGAAAAAAUGGCAAAAAAGAAAGCCUUCACUCCUCUUUUAUAUCUUGCAUCUAUAGUAUUUUUGCCCUGGUGGAUUUCUCUCUCCUUUCAAAAAAGUCUGGAAUCAUGGGUUACUAAUUGGUGGAACACUAGGCAAUCCGAAACUUUUUUGAAUGAUCUUGAAGAAAAGAAUAUUCUAGAAAAAUUCAUAGAAUUAGAGGAACUCCUCUUCUUAGAGGAAAUGAUCAAGGAAUACUCGGAGACACAUCUACAAAACCUUCGUAUAGGAAUUCACAAAGAAACAAUCCAAUUAAUCAAGAUACACAACGAGGGUCGUAUUCAUACGAUUUUGCACUUCUCGACAAAUAUAAUAUGUUUCAUUAUUCUAAGUGGUUAUUCUAUUUUGGGUAAUAAAGAACUCGUUAUUCUUAAUUCUUGGGCUCAAGAAUUCCUAUAUAACUUAAGUGAUACAAUAAAA